Messenger RNA from Rhopilema esculentum, 1536 nucleotides. Its product is annotated as serpin B3. The record is from RefSeq and is a predicted model, not a curated record. Lineage: Eukaryota; Metazoa; Cnidaria; Scyphozoa; Rhizostomeae; Rhizostomatidae. Gene Ontology annotation, molecular function: serine-type endopeptidase inhibitor activity.
GGGAAGGGCGUCUCCGCCUGCCUUUAUGGCUUGUUGACAGUCGACCAACAAUAUAUUCACGGAUGAAAUCAUUCGUUUAGCAAUCCGCAAACAGAUGCUUUUUUGUGAAACUCCAUACAAGGUGUUUGAUUAACAGAGUGUUGGAUCAACUCACCGUGCACGCAGGCGAAGACACAGCGAGGUAGAAGGGCUUAACGAAAACAACUAACACAGAAAAACACAGAAAAAAACGAUGAAACAGCAACAUAAAGCAACAUUAUGGCAAGUAGCAUUCUUCUUGUUCAUCGUCAAACAAGUCUGCUCUUUUACCGCGUCAGAUCCAUGGUCAGAUAAAAGAAAAGUAUCUAGCAUUUCUUCAAAUUCGAAGCUAAAAGCAUCAAAUGAAGAGUUCUCCAUCAAACUUUACUCGUUGUUAGCGGAUGGAAAUGGAAGUAAUCUGGUUUUCUCCCCUUUGAGCAUCUAUACCGCUCUGGCAAUGCUAAGAACCGGUGCCAAGAGUAAAUGCAAAAAGCAAAUGGAGGAUGUCUUGGGGUUCUCGAAUAUAACUGACAUUGACACAGUUUUGAAAGAACUAUCGGACAAUUUGCACGAAGAGAGUCACAACCUUGAAAUCUCAAAUAAAGCAUGGCUGCAAAAGUGGUUUUGUUUCACACAAUGCCGUAAGUUCGUCAGACAGAUCAAAGGCUUAUUUCACUCUGAACUCGAGGAAGUAAAUUUUUAUGGGGAUGCAGAAAAAGCAGUUACAACCAUCAAUCGAUGGGCAUAUAACAGGUCCAAGGGCAGAAUACAGAAUCUUAUUCAGAAAGAGAAAAUCAGUUGGAAUACUAGGCUUAUUCUUACUAACGUGAUUUUUUUCAAGAAUGGCUGGAAACAAAUGUUUUUACCGAAAUAUACACGACAAGAGCCAUUCGAAGCUUUAGUCAACAACAAACCUGUCCACAAGGCAGUGCCAACCAUGUUCACUUUUGGUAUGUUUCGCUUUUUCGACGGCCAUCAGGGCGCCUUCGGGGCAGUCGAGCUUCCAUAUAAAGACGAGAACUUCGCAAUGAUUAUUUUAUUACCACAUUCAGCCAGUAGUUUUGUUGAUGUUGAGAAGUCAAUUAGUUCUAGCCUGAUUACUAAUGUCCUAGAAGGUCUCAAAAGUCAACAGGAACGGGACGUUUUGCUCUCCAUGCCGAAAUUUAGUAUAGCCGCUGCGCUUACGCUAAAUGGUGUUUUGAAGACGAUGGGCAUCACUGAUGUUUUCGACAGGGACCUCGCUGAUUUAAGUAACAUACUUGGAUUCAAAGGGAUGUUCGUUUCUGAUGUCAGACACGAGACCGUGUUGAAAAUCGAUGAGCGUGGAACCGAGGCUGCUGGUGGCUCCGCCGUAUCUAGUGGUGACUUGAAUUUGUCAGAAUUCAUAAUGAACAGACCAUUUAUAUUCUUUAUCAGACAUGGACCCACUAACAGCAUUGUAUUUAUGGGGAAAGUCACCGAUCCGUCGUCAUUAUAAUGUUGACCUAUAUAUUUAGUUAAGUUACACAAGAUCUUUUA